Messenger RNA from Nakaseomyces glabratus, 1392 nucleotides. RefSeq names its product alpha-1,2-mannosyltransferase KRE2 (gene KRE2). Gene Ontology annotation, molecular function: alpha-1,2-mannosyltransferase activity. NCBI's taxonomy places the organism in Eukaryota, Fungi, Ascomycota, Saccharomycetes, Saccharomycetales, Saccharomycetaceae. Gene Ontology annotation, cellular component: Golgi apparatus; membrane. Gene Ontology annotation, biological process: cell wall mannoprotein biosynthetic process; protein N-linked glycosylation; protein O-linked glycosylation. The record is from RefSeq and is a predicted model, not a curated record.
AUGGCUAUUUUCUUGUCAAAGAGGCUGAUCAGGCUAUGUGCCAUGGUCACCGUGUUGUUGCUACUAUUGGCAACUUUGAACACACACCAGUCCAGUUCUCAAUAUGUGAGCGGUUAUCUGCCAUCGCAAUUGAGGUUACCAGACAGUUCUAACUUUGGCUUCCCUAGUGGUGGUGCCUCCGAUGUCACGGUAGGCCAAACCACCGAACUUGAGGACCCUACCAAAGAGCUAGAGGCUGCCAGAGCCAAGGCUGACAAGGAUACCGAUGCUGGUAAUAUUUCCAAUCCGGACGAGAAGGCACCAGGCGAUUCAGGCAAAGCUCUAGAGCAAGCUGCCAAUGCUGAGGCCGCUGUUAAGGAUAUGACCAAGAAGGAUAUUGAGGAGUACCUGGCCCCAUCUUUUGCCAACAAGGGUAAGAGACCAAAGGCCGCCUUUGUCACUCUGAUUAGAAACAGAGAGCUAAACGACAUCUUGGAACCAAUGAACAUGGUUGAAAAGAGAUUCAACAAGAACUACCAUUACCCAUGGGUCUUCUUGAACAACGAGCCAUUUACCGAAGAAUUCAAGGAAACUGUCAAAAAGCAUGCCUCUGGUGAAGUUAUCUUCGACUUGAUUCCUAAGGAGCACUGGGGCUAUCCAGAUUAUGUUGACCAAGAUAAGGCCGCUAUCGAGAGAAAGAAGAUGGCCGACAAGAAUAUUAUCUACGGUGAUAGUGAAUCUUAUAGACACAUGUGCCGUUUCCAAUCUGGUUUCUUCUGGAGAGAAAAGGCUUUAGAAGACUUUGACUGGUACUGGAGAGUCGAACCAAGCACAAAGAUUUACUGUGAUAUUCCUUACGAUCCAUUCCAAUACAUGCAAGACAACAAGAAGGCCUAUGGUUUCACAAUCACUAUCCAUGAAUACAGAUCUACUAUCGAAUCUCUUUGGAAGACCGUCAAAAACUUCAUCAAGGACUUCCCUCAGUACUUGGCCAAGGAUAACUUGGAGAAGUUUGUCUCUGAAGACAACUUAGAAGAAUACAACUUGUGCCACUUCUGGUCUAACUUCGAGAUCGCUAACUUGAACGUUUGGAGAUCACCAGCUUACAGAGAUUUCUUUGAUUACCUAGAUAAGACUGGUAACUUUUUCUAUGAGAGAUGGGGUGAUGCUCCUGUCCAUUCUAUUUUUGUCUCUUUGUUCUUACCAAAGAGCUACUUACACUAUUUCAACGAUUUUGGCUACUACCAUCCUCCUUAUAACCACUGUCCAAUUGACAAUGAAAUUUUCAGAGACAGAAACUGUGACUGUACUCAAAAGGAUGACUUCACCUUCAAGGGUUAUUCUUGUGGUAUUCAAUACCAUAAUGCUCAAGGUAUCAAGAAACCAAGCAAUUGGGAAGAUUACAGCGAUUAA